This is a messenger RNA of Hyalella azteca, 1609 nucleotides long. RefSeq names its product putative nuclease HARBI1. The transcript is spliced from 3 exons. NCBI's taxonomy places the organism in Eukaryota, Metazoa, Arthropoda, Malacostraca, Amphipoda, Hyalellidae. The record is from RefSeq and is a predicted model, not a curated record. The coding region runs from base 163 to 963 and encodes 266 amino acids.
CAUUAUUCUAAAUUAUCCUCAAUUAUGGAGAUUUUUUUGGCAUAUGAGUAUCAACAAGCCUUAAGAAGAGAGAGGGUGUACUGAGACCAAUUAGAUUUAUUGCAAGUGAGUGAUGAAGAACUUAUCAAGAAUUAUAGGUUUCCCCGUCAUGAGAUCAUCAAUAUGAUUCAAGAAUUUGAGCCGCAGCUAAAGAGAAACACCUCAAGAUCUCAUGCUAUAUCUGUAUGCACCCAAAUUUUAGUUGCUCUUCGUUUCUAUGCAAGUGGGUCUUUUCAGAAUAUUGUUGCUGACAGCAGUGGCCUUUCACAACAAAGCGUGAGCAAAAUAAUCACAUCUGUGUCAAACAUUCUAGCAGAAAGAGCUAGAAAUGAAAUCAAAAUGCCUGCUGAUAUACUUCAGCUCCAGCAGACAAUGAGAGAUUUUCACGCAAUUGCUGGCUUUCCAAGAGUCAUUGGAGCCAUAGAUGGUUCUCAUAUACCAAUCAAGGCACCUACUGAAGAUGAAGAAAUCUAUGUGAACAGGAAGAAAUUCCAUUCAAUCAAUAUUCAAGUGGUAUGUGAUGCUCAGAGAGUAAUUAUCAACUAUGAUGUCAAGUACCCUGGCAGCACACAUGAUGCUUACAUCUGGAACCGCAGCACACUCCGAACAAGAUUUCAACAUGGUGAAUUCAGAGAUGGAAUACUUUUGGGAGACAGUGGUUAUCCCCUUGAACCAUCAUUGAUGACACCAUUUGCAAACCCUGCAUCGCCAGCUGAGGAAGAGUUUAAUAGGUGUCACACCAGAACCCGAACAAUCAUUGAACAAACAUUUGGAGUCUUGAAGUCCAGAUUUAGGUGUCUGCACAAAUCAGGAGGAAACCUUCAAUAUGAUCCUCUAAAAUGUGCCAAGAUUACUGCAGCCUGUUUGCUACUCCAUAACCGAUGCAUCAAGCGAAGAAUCUGUUGUAAGCGAAAGCCGAGGUAACUCAACAUGAGCUUUAUUCAACAAGAACGCAACAUCCUGGAACAAAAUAACACUACUAUAAAACAGGAAAACGGUAACGUAAUAAGAAUAUAUUCAUAUGUGAAGGUCUUACACAUAACGAAACUAUUUACAGAUUACUUACAAGGAGAACAGUAGUUGUAGGUCUUGAACGUACAAGAGCCGAGUCAAUGCUAACAAUGGUCAUUAGUUCUAGAGCGAAGUUACUUACUAAUAGGAACUAUAGUACGGAAUACUAGGUACAUGCGGGCGCUACAACAGUAAUUUCAUGACAUUCUUCCCGCCUGAAAAAUGUAAGCCAAAUGUAGUCGGUUUAUUAUGGACACAUGAACGAAUUGAUCAUAUUGCGAAGCAGGAUACAUAGGAGAACAAUCAAACUACAGUAAAGGCAAACGAAACAGGAUAUACGUCCGCCAACGAAGCUAGUUAUUCAAAACCGUAUCGCUUUGGAGGCUUGGACGGACGAGAAGAUCUCCUUAAAGUUACCGAGGGUACCGAUUGUUCAUUUCCUUCGACUGAAUCUGUUACAGUUGGGACCACCUCUCCUUCAGAAUCCCUCUUGAUGCGGUCCGCUUCUGGGGAAGCAUUCUCUGUCGACGUUUCGGGUUCUUGCAAAUCUGGCUGUGUA